AGUGUCGCACGCCUGUAAUCUCCGAACUCUGAGAGGCAGAAGAAGGCAGAUUUCUGUAAAUUCAAGGCCAGCCUAGUCUACAAAGUGAGUCCAGGACAGCCAAGGCCACGCAGAGAAACCCCGUCUCAAAACAAAAACCCUCACACGCUGUGUAAGGGGAGGAUCUUCGCUCCAAGGGAAGGGACUACAACUCCCAAAGAGCUCCGCGGCCUUGCCGCCGCCGAGACCAAGAUGGCCGGGAGAAUCUUGACCUUCCUCAAGAAUGCCUGGGCGAAGGAGCCGGUGCUGGUGGUGUCCUUCUCUGUCUGGGGCCUCGCUAUAACUAUGCCCAUGAUCAGCCCCUACACCAAGUAUGCAGGCAUGAUCAACAGGGCCAUACCCUACAACUACCCAGUACCUGUGCGAGAUGAUGGGAACAAGCCUGAUGUGCCCAGCCACCCCCAGGAACCUCAGGGCCCAAGCCUGGAAUGGCUGAAGAACCUGUGAAUACUCCUGCUGAUGGCAGAGGCCCCUUCCCUGUUGCCCUCCAAUAAAAAUGUGAAAACCAA
Psammomys obesus (fat sand rat) is the source of this 548-nucleotide messenger RNA. RefSeq names its product NADH:ubiquinone oxidoreductase subunit A3 (gene Ndufa3). The transcript is spliced from 4 exons. The coding region runs from base 232 to 486 and encodes 84 amino acids. The record is from RefSeq and is a predicted model, not a curated record. Gene Ontology annotation, cellular component: mitochondrial inner membrane. NCBI's taxonomy places the organism in Eukaryota, Metazoa, Chordata, Mammalia, Rodentia, Muridae.